AUAGUCAAUCUCCCCGUCGCCUCGUCUUCGACUCCCCGUGUCCGAGCGAGUCCGCCCGCCGCCCGAGCUUAUCUCCAUCCUACGAGCAGCGGCGCCGGCUCCGGCGUCGGCGUCCCCCUGCUCCUUCCGCCGCCUCCUCGCUCUCGCCGUUUGUUCCCCGUCAAAUUGGGGUUGAAAUGAUCAUCCAUACCCCAUCUCAGGCCCGUCCCUGGGGAAUGCCCAGCUGAAUUCAAUGGCUCAAGUUACUGCGACCGCGAAUGCUCGGGUGCUCGGUUUUCCUGCCGCCAGCCGCCAUGGUGGCCCUGUAGGAUCGCGUGCUGGGCCGGCGUUUCUGAAUCUGCGUGCUCCCGCACUUCGUCAUGACAGUAAAAAGCAUCCUUUGAGAGUUGGUGCUGCCUCUUCAUUAUUCACAAAGUAUGAUCCUAUCAAAGGCAUCAAACCAUUGCUGUCAAUUGACAAGUUACGUCCUAGAACUCAAGUUGGCUGUCGAGCAUCUUUAUCAUCAUUCAGCUUCCCUGAGUUGGAGACCAAACCUAGAUGGUGGUGGAGGACCUUAGCGUGUGUCCCCUAUCUUCUGCCGCUGCACAACAUGUGGUCCUUUGCAGAUGCUGUGUACCAGCUUCAUCCAUACUUGCAGCAGUUUGGGUUGUUCUAUGCAUUCAUCGACACAAUGGCGUUAGUCCCAGGAUGGCUCUUUCUGAUGAUCUUCAUGACCGUCUACUUCUUUGUGGUCAGGCGGAAGUGGUUGCCACACUUCUUGCGGUAUCACGUCAUAUUGGCUAUUCUCCUUGAUACUGGUUCUCAAGCUCUGGCGACCAUGUGCAACUGGAAUCCAAGCAUUGUUUAUCAGGGUAAACCAAUGGUGUUUUUCUGGAUGACGAUUGCCUUCAUUCAGAUAUCCACAGUUCUUGAGUGCAUGAGGUGUGCUCUGGCAGGCAUGUAUCCCAGCGUUCCGUUUGUAUCUCAAACGGCUUUCAUCCACUCUGAUAUGAGUAUGUUCAGGUAGUUGGUUAGUGCAAUAUGCAUCUUUGAAUAUAAGAAGCAUUAAGGGAUUUUUAUACGAGAGAUUUGAAAACUGCUGAGACAGUAAAAUGUUGGGAAUUAUGAGAUACAAGAGGUGGGGAUGCAAGGGGAUGAAAUCAGAGGCAAUGCUUAUUUGCAGUGUUGGCACUUCUAAUAUUUGUGGCCUGGAGAGUUACUUGAUAUAUUGUUUAGGUUGUGUUUUGUUUGAUUUUGAAUAGGAUGACCAUUUUGAAGACUGUGAGUUCAGUUUUAUAGCCCUGGAAUUUUCUUUUUUUAUUUUUAUCCUUGGAGGCGCCCUUGAAAUUCUCUUAAACCUCUUCAAUGUUGCUGUGUUGUGUUGUUGACAUAUUGACCUGUUAAUAACGUGGUAUGAGGUUUGAUGUCUGCAA
Messenger RNA from Oryza sativa Japonica Group (Japanese rice), 1412 nucleotides. Its product is annotated as protein TIC 20-I, chloroplastic. Lineage: Eukaryota; Viridiplantae; Streptophyta; Magnoliopsida; Poales; Poaceae. The record is from RefSeq and is a predicted model, not a curated record.